Molecule: messenger RNA, 2726 nt
Organism: Momordica charantia (bitter melon)
Lineage: Eukaryota; Viridiplantae; Streptophyta; Magnoliopsida; Cucurbitales; Cucurbitaceae
Product: Trimeric LpxA-like enzyme
Biological process (GO): biosynthetic process
Cellular component (GO): eukaryotic translation initiation factor 2B complex
Molecular function (GO): translation initiation factor binding; translation initiation factor activity; guanyl-nucleotide exchange factor activity
Source: RefSeq, a predicted model, not a curated record
AACCGACGGGAUCGAUUCAAUCUGACUUAUGAAGGAAUCUCUCCCUUUAUAAACUUUUUUCACAUUAUUCUCUUUAUUAUCAGAAUUUUAUACGAAGACACCAUUCUUGGAGGUCCGAGCUCGCAUACCCAGCCCACACGGGGCAAAAGGAACCAAAAUUCCGCCCUCUGUGUUCAUUACAAGAGGUUUUAAUUAGGGUUUUUCCCACUCAUCCACUUGGGUUUCAAUUUCAAAGAAUUGGCCACUCGGAACACUGCUACUGCUCUGCACAUCAAUCUUAUUGCUCAGCUCUUCGAGAAAUUAAAGAAGGAAUGGGUGCUCAGAGAAAGGGAGCGUCGCGGGUUUCCGAGGACCCCGAGGAGCUGGCAAGAGUUUCCCUGCAGGCUGUUCUUCUUGCCGAUAGCUUUACCACUAAGUUUCGCCCCAUAACUCUCGAACGCCCCAAGGUAUUAUUGCCGCUGGUAAACGUCCCGAUGAUUAAUUAUACUUUAUCUUGGCUCGAAUCGGCUGGUGUUGAAGAGGUGUUUGUAUUUUGCUGUGCUCAUUCGAAGCAAGUUAUCGAUUAUUUGGAGAAUUCUGAGUGGGUAUCCCUACCAGACUUUGCAGUCACAACUAUAGAGUCGCACAACUCCGUUAGUGCUGGAGAUGCCCUGCGUUUGAUCUAUGAAAGAAAUGUGAUACAUGGUGAUUUUGUACUUAUCACUGGAGACACCAUAAGCAACAUGUCACUUACUCGAGCUCUUCAACAACACAAAGAGAGAAAGAAGAAAGAUAGUAAUGCUGUUAUGACUAUGGUUGUCAAACGGUCAAAGCCUUCUCCAAUCACACACCAAUCUCGGCUUGGCACUGAUGAGCUAUUUAUGGCAAUUGAUCAUAAUACCAAGCAACUCUUGUAUUAUGAGGAUAAGGCCGACCAUUCAAAAGGAGUUAUACAUCUUGACAAGUCAUUGCUAAUGGAUAAUUCUUCCAUAUCACUUCAUAAUGACAUGCAGGAUUGUUACAUAGACAUAUGUUCCCCAGAAGUACUCAGCCUAUUUACUGACAAUUUUGACUACCAACAUCUACGUCGUCACUUUGUCAAGGGUUUGCUCUUAGAUGAUAUCAUGGGCUACAAGAUUUACACACACGAAAUUUGCUCAAGCUAUGCAGCUAGAAUUGAUAAUUAUCGAAGCUAUGACACAGUAAGCAAGGACAUAAUACAGAGGUGGACAUAUCCACUGGUACCAGAUGUUAAAUUCUUUGGGAAUUUUGCUUAUAAACUUGAAAGACAGGGCAUGUAUAGAGCAUCAGAAAUACUGCAGGCACGUUCUGCACAGGUUGGUCCUUUUACUGUUAUUGGAGAUAACAGCAAAAUUGGUGACAACACCAAAAUUACAAAUUCAAUUAUUGGGCAAGGAUGUAGUAUUGGAUCAAAUGUUACCAUAGAAGGCUCUUACAUAUGGGACAAUGUCACCAUUGAAGAUGGCUGUAAACUUAGUCAUGCUAUUGUUUGUGAUGGAGUUAUUAUAAAAUCAGGAGCAGAACUGCAACCUGGCGUAGUUUUGUCUUUCAAGGUUGUUAUUGGGGAUCAGUUUGUUGUUCCAUCAUAUUCAAAGGUAUCUUUGUUUCAGCAACCAACCAAUCAAGAUAGUGAUGAGGAGCUGGAAUACGCAGAUAAUAGCAGUGGCAUUGUAGAAUUUACAGGUACAACGGACAAGUCAAAUAGUGAACUGAUGUCCAAAUCUUUGGAAAUGCAAGGCUGGCCUACAUCCGAGCUAGGUAAUGGAGGUAUGGGAUAUGUUUGGUCAAUUUGUGAAGGAAGUGUUGAAGAAGAAUGGAGGCAUUCAGUUGCACCCAUUCCUGCCGAUAAACUUGAGAAGGCUAUGCAAGCCACAGAUGAUGAGCUGGAGUUAACUCAAGAUGCUAAUGUUCUACCACCUUCAGGGGAGUUGAAGUCCGACUCAUAUGUUUCAGAUGGGGAUGAUAACGAAGACUCUAGAGAUGACUCCAUCCACUUUGAGAAAGAGGUUGAAGCAACGUUUCUGAGGGCUGUGCAUGAAAAUAUUAAAGUAGACAAUGUGAUUUUGGAAGUAAAUUCAUUGCGGUUGUCAUACAAUAAGGUUGCUGCAGAUUGUGCAGGAGCUAUAUUUUAUUCUCUGAUGAAAUUUGCAUUGGAUUCUCCUCAUAGUUCAUCUAGUGAAUUACUGCAAAAUAGUACAAAUGUAAUUACAAAAUGGAAAAAACUUCUGAAGUACUACCUAUCUGACAUGGAUGAAGAGAUUGAAGUGAUAUUAAAAUUUGAAGAGAUAUGCCUGGAAUCUGCCAAGGAAUUCACUCCACAUUUUACCAAGAUUUUGUGUCAUUUGUAUGACCAAGAAAUCGUUCAAGAAGAUGCCAUUCUGAGGUGGGAUGACGAGAAAAAGGAAGCAGAUGAUUCGGAUAAAUUUUUCGUUAAGCAGGCCGAGAAAUUCAUUGAAUGGUUAAGAGUAGCAUCCGAAGAGGAAGAUGAAGAGGAAGAAUAGGACUAGUUGAAUAAUACUUGUAGAAUAGCAAAGAGCAAACGGAGCAGGCUGGAGAAGUCAUUUUUUUGCUGAAUGUUUAAUUUUUUAAACAUCAAAUCUUUGUGGCUACGGUGGUUUCCCAUUUUUCCUUUUUUAACUUCUAUGAUUGUCUAUUGUCCUAGCAUAGAAAGAUAAAUUUUGAGGAAAAGAUGUUUACAUGUUAUUUUGUUCGUGAAUUUUUCACCA